AUGGCUGGUGAAAGCAAUUUUGUACAGCCAGCCAUUCCCAAGUUCGAUGGGCACUAUGAUCAUUGGAGCAUGCUAAUGGAGAAUUUUCUGCGAUCCAAGGAAUUCAGGGGUUUGGUGGAAGCUGGGAUCCCUGCAGCAGCAGAAGGGGUGGAUUCUACAGAGGUACAGAAGAAGACAAUCGAGGAUCACAAGCUAAAGGAUCUGAAGACAAAGAACUAUCUGUUUCAAGCCAUUGAUCGAUCGAUUUUGGAGACAAUCUUGAAGAAGGAUACAGCAAAGGAUAUUUGGGACUCCUUGAAGCAGAAAUAUCAAGGCACAACCCGAGUCAAACGUGCACAGCUGCAAGCUCUUCGCAAAGAGUUUGAUGUGCUUCACAUGAAGAUGGGAGAAUCGGUGAACGAUUAUUUUGCACGAACUCUCACUAUUGCCAACAAAAUGAGAAUUCACGGAGAACAGAUGGGUGAUGUGGUGGUCAUUGAGAAAAUCUUAAGAUCCAUGAUCCCAAAAUUUGAUUACGUUGUGUGCUCAAUUGAGGAGUCAAAUGAUAUUGACAUUCUAUCCAUCGACGAACUUCAAAGCAGUUUGCUAGUUCAUGAGCAACGGAUGAGUAGACAUACUAUGGAAGAACAAGCAUUGCAAGUCACAAAUGAAGCUCAGCCAGGAGGAUGGAGUGGGGGUCGCGGCUCUUAUUGA
This is a messenger RNA of Prunus dulcis (almond), 693 nucleotides long. RefSeq lists its product as uncharacterized. The coding region runs from base 1 to 693 and encodes 230 amino acids. The transcript has a single exon. The record is from RefSeq and is a predicted model, not a curated record. NCBI's taxonomy places the organism in Eukaryota, Viridiplantae, Streptophyta, Magnoliopsida, Rosales, Rosaceae.